Molecule: messenger RNA, 1822 nt
Organism: Egretta garzetta (little egret)
Lineage: Eukaryota; Metazoa; Chordata; Aves; Pelecaniformes; Ardeidae
Gene: STOML1
Product: stomatin like 1
Exons: 7
Coding region: 55-1314 (419 amino acids)
Cellular component (GO): plasma membrane
Source: RefSeq, a predicted model, not a curated record
GGCUUAGAGGGCUCCAAGCAGCAGGAGCGGGGUUCCGUGCGAGGCACCAGCACCAUGUUCAGCCGGUCGGGAUACCAGGCCCUUCCCUUGGGAGACUUUGACCGCUUCCAGCAGUCCAGCAUCGGGCUCUACGGUGCCCAGAAGGGCUUCUUCUCCUUCCGAUCCAAGCAAGACCCCCUUGGGCCAGCCGGGAAUACCGCAGAUUCCUCCCAGGGUUGGCUGUCCUGGAUCUGCCAUGGGAUUAUCACCUCCUUGGUCUUCUUGCUGAUGGUUGUCACCUUCCCCAUCUCAGGAUGGUUUGCUUUGAAGAUCGUGCCCACCUAUGAGCGAAUGAUCAUCUUCCGUCUGGGCCGCAUCCGGGCACCGCAGGGACCUGGUGUGGUCCUGCUGCUGCCCUUCAUCGAUCACUGGCAGCGAGUGGAUCUGAGGACAAGGGCCUUCAACGUGCCGCCCUGCAAGCUGACCUCCAAGGAUGGAGCGGUUAUCUCCAUGGGUGCCGACGUCCAAUUCCGGGUGUGGGACCCCGUGUUGUCUGUCAUGAUGGUGAAGGACCUCAUCGCAGCCACACGGAUGACAGCGCAGAACGCCAUGACCAAGACCUUGGUGAAGAAGAGUCUCUGCGAGAUCCAGGGGGAGAAGCUGAGGAUCGGGGAGCAGCUGCUGCUGGAGAUUAACGACAUGACCAAGUCCUGGGGCCUGGAGGUGGACCGGGUGGAACUCAGCAUGGAGGCUGUGCUACAGCCGCCCCAGGAGAACCUGGUGGGCCCUCUGGCCACCAUGACACCUGUGCCCGGGCUGGAGGGGCUGGAUGGCACCAUUCAGCAGCUGGCUGCCCAUUUCUUCAGCAACACCCUGGCUCUGGUGGGCAACAGGACCGGUGUUCCGGAGGCAGCAGACAGCAUGGAGACUGUGAACGAGGUGGAGCCACCUGCUGCUCCCCUCCUCACCACUGCUGGCAGCGCCCAGAGGAAGCCCAGCGCAGAUGAGCUGCUCUCAGCGGUGGAGCGCGUCCUCUCCGAGGCCCUGGUCAGCCAGGUGGGAGCAUCCUACCAGGUCAACAUCACCCUGCCCAGCGGCGCCCGGAGCACCUACUUCAUAGACCUCUCCUCAGGUAACGGGCGAGCUGGCCACGGUAUGCCCGAGGGCAGCCCUGAUGUCGUUCUGGAGGUGGCAGAGAAAGACCUGCAGGACCUCUUCUUGGGCAACCUGCGCCCCUUGAGUGCCUACAUGAGCGGGAGGCUUCAGGUGAAAGGCGACCUGCACCUUGCCCUGAAGCUGGAGGAGCUCGUCAAGGCAAUGAAGCAACGUAGAUAGAGCAUGCAUGUGGGUGUGUGUCUGUGUGCAUGUGUCUUUGUAGGUGUGCAAAAGCAGGGGACAUAUAGGGGUGCUGCGCGGUGGGGGCCUUGCCCUGCUGGAGCUCCUGCUGCCCUCCCUGCAGAGGCUGCAGGAGUUGGGUGAAGACCUGAGCAGGGAAACUGAGGCUGAGCUCCAUUGCCCGUCCUUGUCCUUGGCUUUACCUCCCUGCCCAUCCUUUGCAUACAAUGUUAUGGGAUGGGAACCAGUUGGCACCCCACCAUGUGCCAGUUUGCUUCCAGGUCCCUCGGCCAAUAUGCCCCCAGGGCACAGACUGAUGUCCUGCUGCCCCCACAACGGGCUGCGUGGCCAGGCGUCUCAGACUGGAAGGGGCAUGAGCUGCGCAGAUUGGACUGGGAAGAGCUUGGGGACACUGUGGCUAAGGAUGGUGGUUGUGGGGUAGGCAGCUGAAGCAGGGCACAAGGGCUGGCUGGACCAGACUGGGAUGCCACCAGCGGGCUGGGAUUGG